Messenger RNA from Condylura cristata (star-nosed mole), 1209 nucleotides. It is a transcript of the gene UBTD2, whose product is annotated as ubiquitin domain containing 2. The transcript is spliced from 3 exons. Lineage: Eukaryota; Metazoa; Chordata; Mammalia; Eulipotyphla; Talpidae. Gene Ontology annotation, molecular function: protein binding. The record is from RefSeq and is a predicted model, not a curated record. Bases 72 to 776 code for a protein of 234 amino acids.
GGAGGAGUCUGAGGCGGCGGCGGGCCCGGACGCGAACGCCCGGAGGUGGCGGACGAGGUGCCGGGGCCCCCAUGGGCGGGUGUGUAGGCGCCCAGCACGACUCCUCGGGCAGCCUCAACGAGAACUCGGAGGGCACCGGAGUUGCUUUAGGUCGUAACCAGCCUUUGAAAAAGGAGAAACCAAAAUGGAAAAGCGAUUAUCCUAUGACAGAUGGACAGCUGCGCAGCAAGAGGGAUGAGUUUUGGGAUACUGCACCAGCAUUUGAAGGCCGAAAAGAGAUAUGGGAUGCAUUAAAGGCUGCGGCACAUGCUUUCGAGAACAAUGAUCACGAACUGGCACAAGCAAUCAUUGAUGGUGCAAACAUAACAUUACCACAUGGUGCACUGACUGAGUGCUAUGAUGAAUUGGGAAACAGGUACCAACUUCCAGUCUAUUGCUUGGCACCACCAAUCAACAUGAUAGAGGAAAAGAGUGACAUAGAGACUCUGGAUAUUCCUGAGCCACCACCUAAUUCUGGAUAUGAAUGUCAGCUCCGUUUGCGCCUUUCCACAGGCAAAGACCUCAAACUUGUGGUUCGAAGCACAGACACAGUGUAUCACAUGAAGAGGAGGUUGCACGCCACAGAAGGGGUAGAGCCAAGCAGUCAGCGAUGGUUCUUUUCUGGCAGACCACUCACUGACAAAAUGAAGUUGGAAGAGCUGAAGAUCCCAAAAGACUAUGUUGUGCAGGUUAUCAUCAGCCAACCUUUGCAAAACCCAACACCAGUUGAGAACUGAACUGAUUCUGUUGGCUGGUCCCCAGAUCAUUCCUACUCCUUUAUAUUGUUGCUUUCAUCGUUUCCUACUCUAUGGCGUGAAAUUUACUUUCACUGCUCUGAAUUCCCUGUGAAUGGAUUUAGUUCUGAGGAAUUACUAGUGAAAAAUUCCAUCUGUGAUGGAGACCAACAAAAAUAAUUAAUAAAACACAAAGAGCCAGCCUUUGAGACUCAUGUAAUUACAAUUUCUAAUUUGAGAGGCAGUUAAGAAAUAGAUGACCAUUUAUGUUAAAACACCCAACAACUGUGUGAUGGCGGUAUUUAGAUGAUUUGGACUGUAAAUAGAACGUUGCAUCCAUGAAGAACAGCACCAAGCACCUUUUGAAUACAGAAUUAAAAAAAUAAAUUGACUAUAAUUCUCAAAAAUUAUAAGUCAUAAAAUUGAGCUUUUAAAA